Penicillium odoratum is the source of this 3459-nucleotide messenger RNA. RefSeq names its product hybrid sensor histidine kinase/response regulator. The record is from RefSeq and is a predicted model, not a curated record. Gene Ontology annotation, biological process: protein autophosphorylation; phosphorelay signal transduction system. Bases 1 to 3459 code for a protein of 1152 amino acids. Lineage: Eukaryota; Fungi; Ascomycota; Eurotiomycetes; Eurotiales; Aspergillaceae. The transcript has 5 exons. Gene Ontology annotation, molecular function: phosphorelay sensor kinase activity; histidine phosphotransfer kinase activity; protein binding.
AUGAAUGCGCAGCAGGUUUGUGAUGGCGGCGAUCUGCGCGCCCGGGAGAUGUUCCAUUAUUUUCAGCCGGACAAUCCAGCCCUGAUGCCGACCGGGCAGCACCCGACUCGAUCAUGCGAAUCUCCCACUACUCAAAAAUCAAGUCCAAAUUUGGUGUUGACGGCUCUAGCGCAGUUGGCUGCCAUAAAACUGGGGGUUCAGCGCACGGUCAUCAGUCUAAUCGAUCGGGAAACCCUUUAUGUGGUAGCAGAAGCGUCACGAUCCCUGAAUCUGGCAAACAAUGACCAAUAUGACAGUGUUGGUGAUGGUCUCUGGGUGGGUUGUUCGCGUGGGCCCGUUGCGGGAACUUUGUGCGAGGAAACCAUUUCGUUAAAUCCCUUGGAAGGGAAGCACGCGUUCUUCAUCGUAGAGGAUCUGAAGCAGCAUCCGACUUAUUGCAAUUUGCCCUGCGUCGCCAAAGAUCCGCAUUUCCGGUAUUACGCCGGCACGCCACUGAAAACCGGAAACGGUAUCAAUAUUGGGAGUUUGUACGUGAUUGAUCCUCGACCGGAUCACAAUUUAAGUGAUCUUCACAAAGAAAUACUUGGAAAUAUCGCGGAUGCGGUGAUGGAAUAUCUGGAGACUUCCCGUCAGUCGUUAGAGGCAAAUCGCUUGACGAAGCUAUUGGCUGGAUUGAAUACCUUUGUGCAAGGUUCGGCUGGAUCCGAAACAUCGUGCGACUCAACAAUGCACAGAAUCAGCCCACCCAACUCUCUCAAAUCAUAUAAUUCACCGCUACCUUCGUCAACUCGACCGGAUGAUGAAAAUGUUGCUGAUGGCGGGACUACUACAACACACAAUUCUUUACCACGAUCGAAGACAGGAAUGCGCUCAGAUAACAGCGAUAACAGGGCACAGCGGUCAUUUCAGCGUGCUGCCAACGUGAUGCGAGAAAGUCUGAAUCUGGGCUCAAACGGUGGUGUGGUUAUCGUCGGCACCGGGGAAGACAUCGACCAAGAAUCUUCCGAUGUUUCAGACGGGGAAAAGGAGAAGAAAGUGGCCAAAUUAUGGGCGGUGUCGGACACCAAUCAUCAGCCCAUCAAAACCCGGAAAGAAUUUGAUUCGUACCCAGCAUCAGAAAUGGAAUCAAGUUUUCUACGCCGAAUGAUACGACAUCACCCGCGAGGUGGGCUAUGGUACCUGCAUUACGAUGGGGUAGCGUUUUCAUCAGAUGAAGAUGGAUCAGGUUCGGGGAGCAUGAAAGAUAUUCAGACUGACUGUCAACCACCAUUAUCAGUGCAUCCUGAGUCGCUCAGAUCGUUGCGUGAGAAGGAUCUGCAGUCGAUGAAGAGGAAUUUUCCCAGCGCGACGCGAGUUAUUUUCUCUCCCCUCUGGGACUCUCUCAAUUCACGAUGGUUCGGUGGUGUUUUUUGUUGGAGUCGAGCUGAAACUCGAGUUUUCAGUCCACAUGUCGAUCUGGGCGGACUCUUUGGGUUUGGCUCAUCUCUAAUGGUCGAGCAUAGUCGUAUUCGGAGCGAAGAGUCGGCCAAGCAAAAGGGUGAUUUCAUUAGUACUAUAUCACAUGAAUUACGAAGCCCACUGCACGGAAUCUUGGCAUCCACCGAGUUACUCUUUGAGCAUGCACAUUCCGAAUUUGCUAAACGGCUUCUUGACACCAUCCGUGCCUGUGGUCAAACCCUCCUCGAAACAUUUGACCAGAUCUUGGAUUUUACCAAAAUUAAUACAUUUGAGAGGGAGCCAACGAAAUCCAGCUCGCCCCAUCGACGCCACCCACGUGAAAGAUCCCAUUCAUUAAAUCUCGUUAAGCUGGUUGAUGUCCUUGCAGUCAUUGAAGAAGCCGUUGAAAGCGUCUGCUCUGGACAGGCCCUAUCGAGUAUUAUGAAUGGAGGCAGUGCCUCGAAUCAACUUUGGCAAUUGGAUCCCAAAGAUUAUGCCUCGAAAGAAUCGAAAACCACAGAUGACGAACAAGUGGAUGUGUUUCUCGAUGCUGCGCCCCAGAAUUGGCUCUAUGUAUUGGAGCCAGGUGCUCUGAGGCGUGUGGUCAUGAAUGUGUUUGGAAACUCGUUGAAGUACACGGAGUCCGGGUCUGUUUCCCUUCAUAUUCAGACUCAGAUGUCAAAGAACGACCGCCCAGUCCUUCUGAUGACAUUUUCCGACACGGGCCGGGGCAUUUCAAAUGACUACCUUCGUUCCAACGUUUUUACCCCGUUUUCACAAGAGAACCCAAUGUCACCAGGUGCAGGGCUUGGUCUCUCACUAGUUCGAGGCAUACUUCAUUCGCUGGGUGGAAAGAUUGAUAUCAAAAGUCAACUGGGCGUGGGUACUGUGGUGAAGAUAAUAUUCCCUCUUACAGACCCUCAACAGCACCGGCUUCGUGAAGCCCCAUCUUCUGUUCAGGGCUUGUCAUCACCUUCUUUGACAACUAUCGACCAUGUUGCCACAAAGCUAGAAGGGAGCAGGGCUUUCUUCUAUCCCACCGAAAAUUUCCAUUCCAGCAAGUCCUCAUCUUAUAUGAUCAAAAAAUAUCUAAUCAACUGGUUCCGCAUGGAAAGUGGAGAACAAGGCGUUCCUAAUACAGGCGAUUUGGUGGUUCUCGAGGAGCGUCAUUUGGAUCAACUCCCGAGUGCAUAUCGUCAAUGCCGACUUUUGAUCCUGUACCAUAGAAAUCCUAACCUAUUGUCAACGGUGAACUCGAUGAAAGAACAACCGAAAAACUCAACAUGGUUGAUUCUUCCGUGUGGGCCUCACCAACUAGCCAGGACAUUGUUAGGCUCCCUUCAGAACUUACAGUCAAGCAGUACCCAUAUAUCCGAUAGCACAGUGCAGCAUGACCAGAGUGACAAAAAUUUGGGCUCAAACCCAACUGAUCCACGGGGUACAGCAGCUCUCCUUUCACAGCAUGAAGCACGGCUUCAAUCAAUCAGCCCCUCUCCAUUGGUCACGUCUAUCCCAAAUAAUGAAAUCACGGCGCCCGCUAUUAUGGAAGUUGGAUUGCCAAUCCACACAAGGAGAGAUAUCCAGGAAACGCAUGAUCCCUCGCUGACUGAAGCAAAUGAUGCUCCUCGAGUCCUCUUGGUAGAGGACAACGCUAUAAAUCUCGCGCUCCUCAAAAGAUUUGUUUCCAAAACACGGACGCAAGUACUGCACAGUGCUGUGAAUGGUGCAGAAGCCGUUGAACUGGUUCAGAAAAUGCCUCUAGGCUUCUCGAGUAUUUCCCUACAAGUCCUGACAAGCCUACGCGCCACAGAUAUGUCAAUGCCUGUUAUGGAUGGGUUUGAGGCAAGCAAAGAGAUUCGGUCAAUAGAAUCAAAACGACAGACUGUAUCUCCUGCACGUAUAAUUGCCCUCACUGGCCUAGGAUCAGAUGAACAUAUCUCGAAAGCUUAUGCGGCGGGUGUCAAUGUCUUUCUCCGAAAGCCGGCUUCUCUCAAAGAUAUAAUGACCCUGCUAGGAAAGUGA